ACAUAAUGGUUGGGGGGUGAGGGAAUUCUGAAUUGUCAAAUGUCAAAUGUGCGAGACGCCAUUAACAAGUGCAUUGAGUGCUUGAAAACCUACAAAUCAAGUCGGGUUUGCACUGCAACGCACUUUUCACUUUGAGGAUGAAAUUUGCUCCUCUGGCGUUUCUUGUCUUAAUUAAUUUCCAGGUUUGUUUGUCGGUUUUACCGAUUGUAAUCUGGCAUGGCUUAGGAGAUGUAUGCUGUAACCCCUUGAGCAUUGGUGGUUUACAAAAGUUUAUACAACAAGAAAUUCCUGAUGUUUAUGUUAUUUCAUUAAAGAUUGGGAAAACCACCAAAGAGGAUUUUGAGAAUGCAUACAUAAAAAAUGCAAACGAUCAAGUCAAAUUCGUCUGUGACUUCAUCAGAAAUGAUUCAAAAUUAGCUCUAGGAUAUCAUGGUCUUGGUAUCUCCCAAGGAGGGCAAUUCUUGAGAGCUGUAGCUCAACGAUGCACUAAUCCUCCAAUGGCUAAUCUGAUCACUCUAGGCUCUCAACAUCAAGGUGUGUAUGGACUCCCUCGGUGCUCGGGUGAUGAUGUCAAGUUUUGUAACUACAUUCGGACGUUGUUGAACCGCGGAGCCUACAAAAAAUGGAUUCAAAAUUUCGUCGCCCCGGCAGAGUAUUGGCAUGACCCAUUGGAUGAGGAGACAUACAAAAAAGCAAGCGUAUUUCUUGCUGAUAUAAAUAAUGAGAGGACAAUCAAUGAAACUUAUAAAACUAAUUUACAACAGCUGAAAAACUUUGUCAUGGUAAAGUUUACAAAAGAUACAGUUGUACAACCAAUAGAAACAGAAUGGUUUGGUUUUUAUCGCGAAAAUGAUUUGAAUUCAACUUAUACUCUUCAGGAGUCACCGCUCUAUAUUGAGGAUCGCCUAGGCUUACGAACCAUGGAUGGUCAAGGUAAACUUCAUUUCCUGAAAGUUGAAGGGGAUCACGUUCAAUUUAGCCAGACUUGGUUUAAACAAGUGAUUAUAGAGAAAUUCUUACGUUGAAAAGAUUUAAAGUGUUAACACAAUAAAAAGCUAUUUACUAUC
Messenger RNA from Daphnia carinata, 1067 nucleotides. RefSeq names its product palmitoyl-protein thioesterase 1-like (gene Ppt1). The transcript is spliced from 8 exons. Gene Ontology annotation, biological process: protein depalmitoylation; receptor-mediated endocytosis. Gene Ontology annotation, molecular function: palmitoyl-(protein) hydrolase activity. NCBI's taxonomy places the organism in Eukaryota, Metazoa, Arthropoda, Branchiopoda, Diplostraca, Daphniidae. The record is from RefSeq and is a predicted model, not a curated record. Bases 138 to 1025 code for a protein of 295 amino acids. Gene Ontology annotation, cellular component: lysosome.